Molecule: messenger RNA, 3710 nt
Organism: Topomyia yanbarensis
Lineage: Eukaryota; Metazoa; Arthropoda; Insecta; Diptera; Culicidae
Gene: knk
Product: protein Skeletor, isoforms B/C
Exons: 5
Coding region: 1234-3387 (717 amino acids)
Source: RefSeq, a predicted model, not a curated record
UUUCGCUAUAUGGUGCUUUUGAAAAAGUGGUUGUGAUUUUUUGUCACACUACCACACCGUGCUGGGGCACGCAACACAACAGCUCAAUGAAAAAACCACAGCCACAUUUUCAAAAGCACCAUUCAGCUAAGCCGAUGGCUUUUCCGGCAGGUAUUUUGCAUGAAUUGAAUCGUGAUGAUCUAAUAAAUCGACUGAUAUUCUUCUUUUAGAGUUUUGAAAAGGUUUUAAUGGAUAAUCUGGUGGCAAAGCUGAGCACAAUUUUUCUUACGCACACUACCAAGCCUUGAGGUAACUUGAGCCUUAAGCCAUUCUUAUCUUACGCGAAAAACAGCUUACAGUAAUACCGAAUGCAACCUGUAGGUAUGUAACGCAGUGACACCAUCAUUGCCUCACGACGAUCACGUUAUCUGUGGAAAAGCCAUCCAACCUACGGAUUGUUUAGUGUUUGUUCGAAACCGGAACCCCAGUACCACCAACACAUCUACCAGCAGCAUAUACAAGAAGAGUACAAAACCUGCACAUUGCUGUGUCGCUCACCGGUUCCACAUACGUACCUACUGUCCAGUCCGACCGUCAGUAACAGCAGCAUGCUAUGCUGCAUUCUGCCAUGUUGCAUUUCCACUGCGAACGGGCGUUCACCAUCGAACGCGAUGGACCGAAGUGAAGAGAGAGCGAAAAAAAAAAACAAAUAAAUGAAAGGCAGCCAACCAGCCAGUCAGCCUACUGCUGAUCGCGUCGCGAAAGAGCUUAAACCCGCAGCUAUGUGUGUGUCAGUUGUGCGAAUGAACCCCCCGCGGCAUGAAAGGUGGUAAUAUUCAGCAAAUCCAAGCAACCGACUGGACGACGACGAAGACACAGCACAGUUUAGAUUGGAACGGCUUGCUGGGAUAGACGUAUGUUGGCCUCGAACAUACGUACACGUUCGUUGUGUCAAAAAAGCCUUGAUCUGCUUUCUUUGCGUACCGUGCGCUUGAGUGGUUCCUGUGCGGAGUAUAGUGAUCGUGGUCGUUAUCAUCAUCAAUCGAUAAGAGAUUAAGAAGUGAUCGUCGGUCGCACGAGUAAAAGAUAUUCGAAUCAAUGUCAGAUGGGAAGUGAAAUGUAACACGAUACACAAAGUGAGAGUUGAAGUCGACCAAACCGUACCAACACGUACACACGCAUAUACAUACGACGACACACGCAGCGAACGCAAGUGCGCUAGGUGGCCAGGAAAAGAGGCGAUCGUUAGAAAAGAUGACAAGCGAUGUGUUAUCGCGAAAAUUCUGCAAAUUUAGUAAUGUACGAUGGAAGUUGGCGCUUGAAAAAGUCCCGCUGCAAUUCAGUCUAGUCGCAGUCGCAGUAUUGCUCAUCAGCGCAGUAGAAUCCCAAAAACCGGAGGAUGGCCCCUACCGCGGUAAAUACAUAGGUAAAUUCAACUCCUACCACCACCAGGCGUCCGGCGAGGUGUACGCCGUCGAUGAGUACACUUUCCUGAUAACCGGAUUCAACUACGACGGUAACGGAGUGGAUACGUUUUUCUGGUCCGGUGCCAGCAACCGACCCGGACCACAGGGUUUCAUCGUACCAGACGAAUAUGGCAAAACCAACAUCCUGGAGCGGUACUUCAACAAGGAUUUCACCAUCCGCCUGCCCGACAACAAGAAGAUCACCGAGGUCAAGUGGCUUGCCGUGUACGAUCUGAACUCGCAGAACAAUUUCGCCGAUGUGUACAUUCCGGAGGAUUUCGAACCGCCCGUAUCGCAAAAGGCCGGCAGUUUGUCGCGGAAUAGUCACGGCGUUAGUAGCGAAGCCAUCGAUAUUCUGGACUCGAAAACGAUUCGUAUUUCCGAGUUCAGUUUCGAUGGUAAGGGUCAACAGGUGCACUUUUGGGUCGGUGUAGGACCAUCACCUUCAUCCAAGGGUCGUAAGGUUCCGGAUGAGAUGGGAUAUUUGGACUCCCUGCGGACGUACGACAGGGAAACGAUUACACUGGAACUUCCGGGUGACAUGACCAUCUUCGAUAUCGAUUGGUUCUCGGUGUACGAUGCAGACACGAAGGAGGACUGUGGUUCGAUUCUCAUCUCGGACGAUUUGAACGUUCCGCCGUCGCUGGUUAAGGUGACACCGCACGCUGAGUCGCUACCGAACUGCCGUCAGCUGCACAAAGACUAUCGGAUGUCGUGGGAGGUUUUUGGACCGCAGAUCACAAUUCAGCUGGCGGCGAAUGUGAAACAGGACGAGUAUAUGGCAUUCGGGAUUAGUGGAUCCGACAGCGAGAGCCAGAUGCAGGGAGCGGACGUUGUGGUGGCUUACAUCGACGGUCAUCAGGGAUACGCGGUGGAUUACAACAUAACCUCGCUAGCACCGUGUGUGCAGGUGCUUGGUCAGAACAAAGGCGUCUGUCGGGAUGACGUGGUUGGAGGACAGGACAGUUUCCAGUUGCAUACUUUUGGUCGGGAGAAUGGUAUCAACACGAUCACCUUUCGAAGACUGCUGAUUUCGCCGGAUCAUGGUGACAAGGAGUUUGUGCUGGAUCGACCAAUGUAUGUAAUCUGGGCGUUGGGUCGAUUGGAUUCGAACAAUGAACCUACGUAUCAUGACGUAUAUCCAAAGAGGGACACAAUUAUUGCAUUCAAUACGUCGGAGCCGGUUAACGAUUGUUUCAGCUUCACUCGUAGCGAGGUUAAUUUUAAGGACGUCUGGGAGAAGGCGCAAAUUUUCGAUCGUUCCAUUCGAUCAUUUUCGGCUACGCUCGGUCCAACUGGUGGCAAGCGUGGCUAUCAGGGAAUCACCGGACACGUCUCCAAUGGAUUAGCGUGGUACAUCAAUGGGUUCAUGGUUCCGGAGCUGUGGCUUCGAAGGGGACUGACGUAUUCGUUUAAGGUGCGUGGAGGUAACAACCCACACUCGCCGGAGUUCUACCACCCCUUCGUCAUCACGGAUGAACCGCGAGGUGGAUUUGAUCGGCUGUCGGAUGCCAAGCAGAGCGAAAUUCGCGUUCUCGCUGGUGUCGAGUUCACUCGACGGGGCCGCCCUAAACCGACGGCAGCCGGUCCACUGUGCUUGGCCCGGCACCCGGACAAUCAGGACCGGCGGUUGGACGAUAAUUUUGCCACGUUCAAAAAGUUCAACCGAACGCUUCGGUGGAGCUGUGAAUCCGGCGAUCCAGCCAUCCUGGAGAUUACACCGAACACGAGCUGGCCGGAUGUGGUGUACUAUAACAGUUUCACCCAUGCGAACAUGGGCUGGAAGAUGCACAUCGUCGAUAGCUACAGCAAUUCGGCGCGGAGCGGUGCUGUUCCCGGUCGGUGUAAAGAAGGGGGAAGACUGCUGACGGCGGUGGGUAGUGCAGUGCUGACGGUCCUGCUGCUGGGUGAAUUGGCGGCACGGAUGCAAAGAGUUUUUUAAGUGCGAGUGUGUUCCGGUUUUGUUGAAUUGAAUUCUAUGUUUAUUUGGUAACAGAAAAAAGUCUGAAGUAAAUACAGUUUACUGCGAGAAGAGUCAUCCCUACAAUUGGCCUAAGCAUGUUUUUUAAUGGAGGAAAUAAUUUCAAAUCACACAUCGAAAAACCAUAGGGUUACAUAUCUCUUAUCUUUCGCUAGAUUCCUGUCGGUGAGACCACCCCUACUUGGAGACUUGCUUUGGGUUCUUACAAUCCCAUAAGGUCUUACAAUCGAUCGCUCUAGAAAGGGAUCAUCCAUAAAUGACGUAGCAUUUUUGAGUGAUUUUUA